AUAAAUAGAUAGGUGGGUAGAUUUAUCCCAAAAUUAACAUGUACGUCCUUUAUUUGCCAGUUGGCAAGACCCUUUGGACAGGCCUAGCUUGCUUGCUUUAUAAGGACAGGCCUAGCUUAGAUUGUUCAAACAGUAGCAAUAAAUAUACAAGAAAAUGAGGAUUUGGUUAUGGAAAUCUCGUGUGCGAAAGCUCGUAGUUGUUUGGGUGGUGACCAUGGCAAUGUCUGGUGGUUUAAGUUACUCCAAGUGUGAAUAUGAGGCAAUUUUCAACUUCGGCGAUUCAAAUUCGGACACUGGUGGGUUUUGGGCAGCAUUUCCGGCGCAGUCUGGUCCUUUUGGCAUGACCUACUUCAAGAGACCCGCUGGUCGGGCUUCCGAUGGCCGUCUAAUUGUUGAUUUCUUAGCUCAAGCUCUGGGAUUCCCAUUUCUGAGCCCAUACCUGCAAUCAAUUGGAUCUGACUACAGACACGGGGCAAAUUACGCUACGCUGGCAUCUACUGUGCUCUUGCCAAAUACUUCCUUAUUUGUUACUGGUAUCAGUCCCUUUUCUCUUGCUAUUCAGCUCAAUCAAAUGAAGGAAUUCAAAGUUAAAGUCGUUGAAUUUCAUGCCACCAAUCAAACAGGAUCAACUAGUCUUCCAUCACCAGACAUUUUUGGUAAAUCCAUCUACACAUUGUACAUUGGUCAGAAUGAUUUCACUUCCAAUUUAGGAGCUAUUAGUAUAAGUGGAGUCAAGCAGUAUCUUCCUCAAGUAGUUGGACAAAUCGUUGGCACUCUCAAAGAGCUAUAUGCGUUAGGAGGGCGUACAUUUCUGGUUCUAAAUCUUGCACCAGUGGGCUGUUAUCCUUCAUUAUUGGUAGGGCUCCCUCACAACAGCUCAGACAUCGACAAGUUCGGCUGCCUCAUCCCUUACAACAGUGCAGUGGUCGACUACAAUAACAUGUUGCAGCAGGCACUAAACGAAUCUAGAAAGGAGCUCCCAAAUGCUUCCCUUGUAUAUGUGGACAUUCACGCAGUUCUGCUAAAGCUGUUCCAACAUCCCUCCUCUCAUGGGUUCAAGUAUGGUCCUAAAGCAUGUUGUGGACAUGGGGGAGGUACCUACAAUUUUGAUUCUCAAGUUUUCUGUGGAAAUACCAAAGUGAUUAAUGGGAGCAAUGUGACGGCAUCAGCUUGUGAUGACCCCUACAACUAUGUAAGCUGGGAUGGAAUCCAUGCCACAGAUGCAGCAAACAAGUUUAUUACAAUGGCCAUCCUCAAUGGCUCUUAUUCUGAUCCCCCUUUUUCUCUUCAGCAAUGUGUCCUCCACGAUAUUGACAAAUCCAGUAACUAAUCAUCACAAAAAAAUUCAACUGCUGGGAAUGGUAAUAAAUUUAUUUAUGCUGAAUAAUCCUCAAACCUCUGAGUUAGCAAGCUACUGUGGCACGUCCUGUUCUCAGGAAUUAGAAUCAAACAAAGCAUUUUAGCUCGUUAA
This is a messenger RNA of Hevea brasiliensis (rubber tree), 1471 nucleotides long. RefSeq names its product GDSL esterase/lipase At4g01130. Gene Ontology annotation, molecular function: hydrolase activity, acting on ester bonds. NCBI's taxonomy places the organism in Eukaryota, Viridiplantae, Streptophyta, Magnoliopsida, Malpighiales, Euphorbiaceae. The record is from RefSeq and is a predicted model, not a curated record. The coding region runs from base 155 to 1330 and encodes 391 amino acids. The transcript is spliced from 5 exons.